Alligator mississippiensis (American alligator) is the source of this 5343-nucleotide messenger RNA. RefSeq names its product URB2 ribosome biogenesis homolog (gene URB2). The coding region runs from base 118 to 4755 and encodes 1545 amino acids. Gene Ontology annotation, cellular component: nucleolus. Lineage: Eukaryota; Metazoa; Chordata; Crocodylia; Alligatoridae. Gene Ontology annotation, biological process: ribosome biogenesis. The transcript has 10 exons. The record is from RefSeq and is a predicted model, not a curated record.
GUGGGCGGGUCAGAGGUCGCCGCGCGGCCGGAAGCACGUGUGUACGCGCGCGCGGGGCGCUGCGUGGCGGGAGGGUGCGCGGGACCGGCCACAGUGAGGGAUCUGCCUGUUGUCCCCAUGGCGGCCAUUUAUUCUGGAAUUUACUUGAAGCUGAAAAGCGCCAAGACCUCCUGGGAAGACAAACUCAAACUAGCUCACUUUGCAUGGGUUUCCCAUCAGUGCUUCCUUCCAAAUAAAGAGCAAGUGUUACUUGAUUGGGUGAGCCAUACAUUGGUUUCUUUUUACAACAAGAAACUUGACCUGGAGGAUGAAGUUGUUGAGAAACUUUGGGCCUACCUGGAUCAUAUUAUCCAUAGCAGAAAACUACAAAACCUCUUGAAGAAUGGAAAAACAAUCAGCCUCAGUUUUUCAAUUGCACAGGUCAUAAAUGAAAGGAUAUCAGAGGCCUGUGCACAAAGGCACCUCAUGAACAUCAGCACAGUGCUGAGCUGCUGCAGAGGCAUCCUUUCCACUCCUCCCCUCACCAUCAUUUAUACAGCAAAAUAUGAGCUGAUGGUAGACCUCUUGAGCAAGCUGUCCUGGUUGGCCUGUAAGCAGCUGACCUCAGAGGAUGCUAUGACUUCCCAGCUGUUUGAUGUUCUCCAGCUGGCCUUUGCUCAGUACCUCCUGCUUCAGAGGCAGCAAAUCAAUCCAAACCGUGUGUUUGGGCAAGUGACCAGCCACUUGUUUCAAGCAUGUCUGCUUCUGAGACAUCUGCUGAUUUCCAGAACAUGGAUGCAGUCAGAUGACAGCCAUGUACGUCAGCACUUGGGCAAGGAAAUCCGAAAUCACAUAGAGACCAUGCUGCAGACUGGGAUAUUUCAGCUUGAGCUCUUGUCAUCCUAUAAAGAAGAGCUGCUGCAAGAAAGGGAACCACAAGGAAGGAAGAAAGGGGCUCUUAAAACUCUCCUUGUGCCAGUCAGUACAGUGCAGAACAAGCUGAGUGAUACCAAUUUUUGUGAAUCUGCUCUCCAUGGAAACAUGGUAGCAAAUUCAGUGCCUCUACUUUACAAGCUUUUCUUGGACUCUUACUGUAAGGCAGAAAACCAGCUGCUUUGCUUCCACAUGUUCACCAGGCUUUAUGGCUGCCUGAGGCUUUCUUACCUGCAGGAGGACCAGUGGGAGGGGAAGACACUCUCUGCUUCAGUCUGGAACACAGAGCUACUUGCAGUAGAACAGCUCCUGAACUUAGUCCUCAGCAACGACAUCUACAACAUUGCUGCUGACCGCAUCCGGCACAAGGAAAUCCAGUUCCAUUUUUACCGCAGGCUGGCAGAGACUCUGGUGAAUCACUCUCAGGCUUCCAUCCCAGCUUGGUUUCGGUGCCUCAAGACCUUGAUUUUGUUGAACCACUUGAUAGUAGAGCCAGAUCUGGAUGAUCUGGUGGCCUCGGCAUGGGUCGAUGCAGACAUCUCUGAGCUCCGUACAAAGAAGCCCCAGGAGGCCCUCAUUAAUGUCAUGUUUCAGACUUACACCAAGCUGCGACAGUUCCCAAAGCUUUUUGGAGAGGUACUGUCUGUGAUAUGUCGUCCAGCUGUUGAGGAAUUGAGGCUGCCAGUCUUGUCUGCUGACCUGACAGUGAAGCUUUGCGAGUGCCUCCUCGAGCUGCCACCCAACCAGAUUCUGGACGUUUUGUCACUCAUCCUGGAGAAGUGCCGGACUUUCAUCAUUCCCUAUGUGGAGGGGGAUUCUGACAUGGCCUUGAAACUGCUGUCUUUGAGUUCAGUGCUACAUGCUUUUAUGUUCAAUAUGAAGUGUCUGGACAAUGUCUCCCCUUUACCUGUGGUCCUUCGCACUCAGAGUCUGCUGGGUGAGCUGCAGAAAGAGGUCAUCCAGCCCUUGCUGGACCUUCUGAAGGAUUGCUGUGUCAAGGAGGAGAACCUGGACCUUUGGCUAGAAAAGACCAGUGACUCUGCUCUCCUCCUUGUCUACACAUGGGUGGAGGUUGACACUCUGCUUCAUAUGAACUGCAGCAAGUACGUUUGUCCACUGGCUGACAUUGUUCCUGCUGUUAGUGAUUCUGCUGUGGAGAGCUGGGAUUUCUCAGCCCUUCUUCCCACUGUGGAUGCCCAGUGUUGGAAGAGAGUAGUGGGGCUCUCAAGCAACUGCUUCUCAACUAGUAAAUAUUGCUUAGAACUGCUUGCUCUUCAGAAAAUGAAAAAGAUUUUAAUACAGAGCAGUUCCAAGACUGAGGCUGAUCUUCAAGCCUUGCAGAACAUGGCAGCGUUCAUCCUUGAAUCUGGGCAAUCAAGCAUGAGCACAGGAAUGUCUGAGCCCUGGAAUGGCAAUGCCAGUGCAGUCACUGCUUUCAACUAUCCCACUGCACACUGGCACCUUGUAGUCUCAAACCUUACAAUCCUGGUUCCAUAUUUUUAUCUGAGAGAUGUUGAGUACCUUGCUGACAUGCUCCUGAGGACUUUAUCAUCCACGCAAGAUCAGGAGGUUUCUGCUGAUCAUGAGUCCUCUGUCACAGUUGGAAAAGUGUCCAGCAAUUUGCUGCAUAGUCCUCUUUUUCCAGAAAUUCGGGUGCUGCACUGUGCUUUUAUAAGUUGCAUUAUUCAGCAGUGUACUGGCAUGCUACAUUCGGCUGCUAAGAGCCCUGCAGAUCAUCCUCUUCUGUUGCUCUCCACAGAUAACAUACCAUGGCAUGAAGAAGUUCUUUCUUCUUGCAAAACUUUGGAUUUGCUAGUAGCCCCAUCAGAAAACAAACUGUUAAAGAAUGAACCCAGCUUAUGCUGGAAAAAAAUGGAAGAAGUUGCUCAAAAUAUAUUAAAGCUGACAAGGACCAGCUCCCCCGUUACCUUGGACGAAGAUAAGAUAGAGAGGCUUUCAGCUCUCUUAGAGAUCCUGUCUGCACUGAAACUUGACAGUCUCUUUCCUUCAGACCAUACACGGUGUUUUCUCUUGUUGCUGUCCUUGGUAGCCAAUACCAGAGCUAAUGCCUCUUGCAGUAAGCUGAAAUUUCUGAGUACCUGCUUGCACCUACUAACGUGCCUACAGACUGGCAGAAAUGCCCGCUCCAGUUUUAAGGUUUUCCAUGCCAGUGAUGUUCUCGAGGCUGUCAUGACUUCUCUCUUCUCAACUAGCAAGUGCUUUGAUGGGACAUCUCCCGUGUGGGCGGAAUUUCUCCAGGUGAUCCAGAGCUUUCUGGAACAUUUCCUUCAGAUAACUGUGGAAAGGAGAUGGAGUGUGAGACUCAAUUUGGAAAAGUUCAUAACUUUCCUAGCAAACUGCAAACCAAGUGCAGAGGCAGCAAGAGGCAAGAGCAGGAAGAACUGGAAUCCAGCAACUGAGCAGCUUCUUCUUGUGGCACUGACCGCUCUGUGCCACAUUCUGACUCUCUUCCAUCAGCAGCAGCAAGAAAUGAGACAGCAACCUACAGAAGAGCUGUCUGCUUUGUUGGAGUUGGCAAUUCUCCAGACAGGAACAGCCAUUGAGUCCUGCCUUUGGAACUGUGCCAAAGACCAGCCUUUGCCUUUAACAUUUAUACCCUCUAUAACCACUCUUCUGAAAGCAGAUUUGAGAUUUAUGAAUAGGGACAGCGAGGCAAAGAGUCCUAAAGACCUUGGCAAACACUGGGAGUAUUCCCAUGCUGAACUAUACCAAAAGUUUUACUCUCAGAUACUGAGAGAAUUGGCCUUGGCAGAAGGCCAUCUCCAGUUCCUUCGGUCUGCUCUGCAGUUUCUAACUGUCUUCUGCUCGGCACAAGAUCUGUAUCCUGGAAAAGAGACUGCUGUCACUGUGUUUUACUCUAUAAAAAAACUCCUUGCUGGUUCUGGGAUCACAGUCCAGGUAAUUCAAAAUAUAGAAAUGCAGCUGACAGAGUUGGGUACUCAGCUGUUAGAGAGGUGUACCACUGAGGAGUUUUAUGUUAUGAUGAAGCUGGUACUCCAGGGAAUUGAGGUUAGCAACCUUUGGAAGCAGAAUCCUCAGGAAGUACUGUCAGCUGUUACCCUAAUCAAAUUGCUGCUCAGCUGCCCGUUAAGUGGAGAGAAAGAGAAAGCUUUCUGGUUUUCCAGUCCCCAGAUAAUCACAGCAUUGGCUAUGCAAUGCAGAGAAGCCUGCCAGGACCAGCUGCUGAUUCCCACCAUUGUUGUGCCUAUACUGGAGGCAGUAGCAGCCCUGCUGAGGCAAGGAGAAGAGAUUCUCACAAACCCACAUCAUGUGUCACUGGCAUUCAGCAUUCUUCUAACAGUCCCUCUGGAUCAUCUGAAGACAGAGGAUUAUGGCAGCGUAUUCCUGGGAAUCCACGAAGUGCUCUUCUCUAUCCUGCAGUGUCACCCUAAGGUGAUGUUAAAAGCGGCUCCAUCUUUCCUGAACAGUUUCAGUAGGCUGGUGGUUUCUGUCAUGCAUGAGGGACGACAGAAAGGAGAGCGAGGGAGCACGGAUGAAUUUGGAGUCGUGUUGAAAUGUGCACGCUUGGUGGAAAGGAUGUAUGACUAUAUUGCUGCAAAAACAGAGGAGUUCACAGUGUUUUCUCCCUUCAUAGCAGCCAAAUAUGUGACUGAACUGCAGAAGGUUACCUUGCACCCAGAAGUAAAGAAACAUCUAACAGAGGGAUUGUAUCACAUCCUAGACCUUUGCAUUGAAAGUGAUAUCAAGUUCUUAAGUGCAUCCCUACAGCCUGGCAUAAGGGAAGUCUUUAAGGAACUGUAUAAUGAUUAUACCCACUACCACAAAACUGAAAAACAAGGGGAGGAGAAAUACACUGCAUGAUACAACCUUAAUAAUGUUGCAUUAUGGACAAGGACCUGAUCUUUUGCAGUGCCAAGAAACUCUGUGCUCUGAUUCAGUUUAGCAUGGAUGGCAGGUUGUGGGAUCAUGUCCUAAGAGAGUUUUUUCGAAAAGCAAAGCAAAACAAGUGAAUGCUGUGUCCCUGUCUGCUUCACUUGUGGUGUGGAAGAAUACCUGUUCUUAGGCCUGAUUGUGCUGCCUGUAGUAAUAUGGGCCAACUGCUGCAUCUCUGCAGCCUCUCCCCACUGAAAUCAGUGAGAUUGCUCGUGUGCUGUUUGCAGUCUGGGACCUUAAAGGUUUUUAUUUAAGCAAACAAUGCACAAUGUCAAAACCUACAGGGGUUGUGUGACUGUCCUGCUGUCACUUACAGUGGUAAGUGACACUUCAUGUCCUUGGAGUGCCUUGCACCUUUUUACUUAAAAAAAAAAUAUUGUGAAUAUUUUACAUUAAUAUGACUGGCUGCUGUUACAAAACCAUACGAACUCUGAUUUUUAUAAAAUGCUGAAGCAUUUGUAUAUUUCUGUCUUGUGACUUUUGUAUCAAGCCAAAUAAAGUAUCAGCAUAAAAGCA